AUGAUCUUGAUUCAAUCACCAAGGCACUAGAGCAGUACCGGAAAUUGGAUCCAACCUUUUCCGACACAUCAGAGUACAUGUGUCAAUAGACUACGAAUGUGGCCAUUUUGGUGAGCAAAUAAAAGUGGUCGGCAAAUUUGUAUCCGUUAUUUUUCUUUUUGUAUUCUCGACUUCACACCUACUAGCAGGUAAUAUUGUAAAAAUUACAUAGGAAAAUCGACAAACUAAACUUUACAACUUCACAACGGGUUUCGGAACGAGUUGAGCUAAAGUUUCAAAAGGAGUUAAAAAUAAAUUUUCCUAUUUACUUUUAACUCGUUUUUACUUCUUAAUUUAUUGGCGCCACUAUUAAAAAAGAUAGUGAAAAACGCGUGUAAAAGUAAAACAUUUUAACAGAAUUGUCCCCACGAUUAAAAAUGAACAUUUAACAGAAAACGAACCAAAAGCAAAAGCCUCUUCUUCUGCUGACCUUCCCGAUAGUCCGAAUACCAAGUCGGGUCAAAUUCCGGAGCCUAGGGUUUCCACUCCUACUUCACCCCACCAAAUCCCUAAUUCCAAUUUCCAAUUGAGAUUUACCUCGUUUUAGGGUUUCAGAAAUGGUAUUAGAGAAAUGCAUAGGAGCUCAACGAUCCCGUAGGAUCCAACGAGCUCUCCGUCACAGCAAGGUCACAAUCCUCUGCCUCGUCCUCACCGUAGUCGUCCUCCGCGGCACAAUCGGCGCCGGAAAGUUCGGGACCCCGGAGCAGGACUUCCUCGAGAUUCGCGACCACUUCUACUCCCGCAAGCGCGCUGAGCCCCACCGCGUCCUCGAGGAGGUCCAAACGACGCCGUCCGACCCCAACAACUACAACGCCUUCGACAUCAACAAGAUCCUCAAAGACGAAGAAGGCGAGGAAGAAAAACCCGACCCGAAUAAGCCCUACACUCUCGGACCCAAGAUUUCCGAUUGGGACCAACAGAGGUCGAAAUGGCUGAAGCAAAACCCGAAUAUGUCGAAUUUUGUGGGGCCCAAUAAGCCCAGGGUGCUGUUGGUGACCGGGUCGUCGCCUAAACCCUGUGAGAAUCCGGUAGGUGAUCAUUAUCUGUUGAAGUCAAUUAAGAACAAGAUUGAUUACUGUAGGUUGCAUGGGAUUGAGGUGUUUUACAAUAUGGCGCUUUUGGAUGCUGAGAUGGCUGGGUUUUGGGCCAAGCUUCCGUUGAUUCGGAAGCUGCUUUUGUCCCACCCGGAAGUUGAGUUUUUGUGGUGGAUGGAUAGUGAUGCAAUGUUUACUGAUAUGGCUUUCGAGUUGCCGUGGGAGAGGUAUAAAGGUUCAAACUUUGUGAUGCAUGGGUGGAAGGAGAUGGUUUAUGAUGAGAAGAAUUGGAUUGGGUUGAAUACCGGAAGCUUUUUGCUGCGGAAUUGCCAGUGGUCUUUGGAUAUGCUUGAUGCUUGGGCUCCUAUGGGGCCCAAGGGGAGGAUUAGGGAUGAGGCCGGGAAGGUAUUGACUAGCGCACUGAAGGGCAGGCCGGUGUUUGAAGCUGAUGAUCAGUCUGCGAUGGUGUAUAUAUUGGCGACUCAGAGGGAGAAGUGGGGUGAUAAGGUUUAUCUUGAGAAUGCGUAUUAUUUACAUGGCUAUUGGGGGAUUUUGGUGGAUAGGUAUGAGGAAAUGAUUGAGAAGCAUCGUCCUGGUUUGGGUGAUCAUAGGUGGCCGUUAGUGACACAUUUUGUGGGGUGCAAGCCGUGUGGGAAGUUUGGGGAUUACCCGGUUGAGAGAUGCUUGAAGCAGAUGGACAGGGCGUUUAACUUUGGUGAUAAUCAGGUUCUUCAAAUCUAUGGAUUCACUCACAAGUCGUUGGCUAGUAAACGAGUUAAGAGAGUUCGAAAUGAAACGAGCAAGCCACUUGAGGUUAAAGAUGAACUUGGGUUGCUUCAUCCUGCGUUUAAGGCUGUUAAGGUAUCAUCUUCCUAGGUCAGCUGUUUUGCUCACUCAUGUGAGACGUGCUACAUUGUGUUUGUUGUUCCUAAUGCUUCCCGUGUUAGGUGUGGAGAUAGUAUUCUUUUGUUCCUUAUAA
This is a messenger RNA of Fragaria vesca subsp. vesca, 2052 nucleotides long. Its product is annotated as putative glycosyltransferase 2-like. Bases 597 to 1949 code for a protein of 450 amino acids. NCBI's taxonomy places the organism in Eukaryota, Viridiplantae, Streptophyta, Magnoliopsida, Rosales, Rosaceae. Gene Ontology annotation, molecular function: UDP-xylosyltransferase activity; hexosyltransferase activity; xyloglucan 6-xylosyltransferase activity. The record is from RefSeq and is a predicted model, not a curated record. Gene Ontology annotation, cellular component: trans-Golgi network; membrane; endosome. Gene Ontology annotation, biological process: xyloglucan biosynthetic process. The transcript has a single exon.